Messenger RNA from Saccostrea cuccullata (small rock oyster), 1924 nucleotides. Its product is annotated as two pore potassium channel protein sup-9-like. Gene Ontology annotation, biological process: stabilization of membrane potential; potassium ion transmembrane transport. Lineage: Eukaryota; Metazoa; Mollusca; Bivalvia; Ostreida; Ostreidae. Gene Ontology annotation, cellular component: plasma membrane. The record is from RefSeq and is a predicted model, not a curated record. Bases 484 to 1560 code for a protein of 358 amino acids. Gene Ontology annotation, molecular function: outward rectifier potassium channel activity; potassium ion leak channel activity. The transcript has 3 exons.
AGGACAUUAUGCCCCAGUCCCAGGCAAACAAAAAGGUUAAAUGAUUGUUAUUAUAAUUCCCUUGAAGCUAUCAGUAGCUAAAAUGUUUACUAGAAUGCACAGCCCGAUUAGUUCAGUGCAUAUGUACAUGAUUAACUUCGAUAAAAAUAUGUCGAGUAGAGAGUCAGUCUACAACAGAUUUGUUCGGAUUAUCAAAUUAUUGAUUGAGGCCGCCAUUUUCACCACUAGUCUACAACAAACACUCUGCAACUGGCGGGAAUCAGAUUUCCGUAUCCGCCUAAUGUCUCGUUGUUCGUCUGCUUCUUUGAAUCGAAAGCGAAUACUUGUCAUCAUUUGCACGUGUUUUUUGGCUACUGAGUGAAAAAAAAUAUGAUUUAAUGACUUCCAUAAAGGAGCACGCGAUGCAGUGGGAACAUCGUCUUUAGACUAGCUGUUCCUCAAGAGUCUUCGAUACACCUUUUAAUGUGAGGACCUUUACUGUUAAUGCUCCUAAUGAUGAAACGACAGAACGUGAGAACAUUGUCUCUGAUCGUCUGCACUUUUACCUACCUUCUGAUCGGCGCCGCCGUUUUCGACGCCCUGGAAUCAGAAAACGAAAUUGAAAUGAAGAGAAGUCUCCUCAGUCGCGAGGAAGCAAUCAUAAAGAAACACAACAUCUCGGAUGAAGACUUUGAAAGGAUUCGCGAAAAUGCAUUGAGGUCGAGGCAAUAUAGAGUGGAAAACCAAUGGAAGUUUGUAGGUGCACUUUAUUUUUCCCUCGUCGUCUGCUCUGUAAUUGGAUAUGGUCACAGUACACCAAAAACAGUACCAGGCAAGCUGUUUUGUAUGAUAUACGCAUUGGUUGGGAUUCCAUUGUUUCUGAUCAUGUUCCAAAGUGUUGGUGAACGACUCAAUACUUUUGUAACGUUUUUGCUGAAAAAUGUCAAGAAGUGUUUUCGAUGUAAGAGCAAAGAAGUGUCCCAGACUGACUUAAUAGUGAUAACACUUAUGUUAUCCAGUAUAAUACUGACAACUGGCGCUCUCAUCUUUUCCCGGAACGAGGGAUGGAAGAUGCUUGAUGCUUUUUAUUAUUGUUUUAUAACUCUUACAACGAUAGGGUUUGGGGAUUAUGUGGCCAUGCAGAGGGAAAACAACGACCCUGGAUAUAUAGUCGUUAGUCUGUUGUUCAUUAUAAUAGGUUUAACAGUCAUUUCUGCAGCCAUGAAUUUACUUGUACUGCGAUUUUUAACGAUGAACACCGAGGACGAAAGAAGAGAUGAAAUAGAGGCUGCCGUGGCCGCCCAGAAUGCAGUUCGUCUGGAAGGUGACGUCAUAACUGGAAAUGGCGGAGUCGUGUCAAACGCUCAAGAGCGUCCCGAAUUUCAAGAGGUUUUGUCUGUCUGUUCGUGUUCGUGUUACAAAUGGCGCUCCCCUAAAGAUAAAAUUUAUAAUUCAAAUCCCAACUCUAAUCAUAUCUCCCCAUUUAUACACUCUAAUGUUAAUGUGUCGAAGGAAGAAGACUUGUCCGACGAGGGGGAAUCGUUUUUGGAAUGGCAGAGGACGAAAAGGGCGUCGUUAUAGCACAUAGUGAAUUUACUGAGAGAUAUAGACUAGUAUUUUUUUUUUUUGAAUUUCGAUUUUAUUAGCAUUUAGAUGCUUGCUGAUCACUCGCAUUCUUUUACUUACCGGAUAGAUUCUCAAUUUUCCACAUAUCAACAGUUUUUUUUUAUUUCUCUUAUUUUCAAAACCAGCUACAGUGAAAUCAUCAUUAUUUUAAGAAGGAAGGGGGGGGGGGGUCGUGGAUAUUAUACGUCACCUCAUAUAUAUGUCCCCACAAAAUUUUGGCCACCAUGUAUUUCUUCAGAUAUUUCUUUUCAUACAUGUUACGAAUGAAAUAACGCUCCGUGAACCAACAAAAUGCUAACGAACAUUGAAUCCCCGUUUA